AUGUAUCUUCAAAAUCAAAGCUCGGUUAAAGAAUUCACACUUAGUGGUCUCUCCCAUUUACAUGAAUUUCAGAUUAUUUUCUUUGUCUUAUUUCUGGCCCUGUAUGUAAUGACUUUAUCAGGGAACCUUCUCAUUAUCACAGCGGUCCAUGUUGAUCCACGUCUGCGCUCACCUAUGUAUUUUUUUCUCAGCAACUUGUCUUUCUUGGACAUGUGUUAUUCAUCUGUCACCAUCCCAAAGAUGCUGAUUAAUGUCUUAUCAAAUCAAAAGACUAUCUUGUUUAACCACUGCAUAUCCCAGCUAUUCUUCCUUCAUUUAUUUGGUGGCACAGAAUGUUUCCUUCUGACUGUCAUGGCAUAUGACCGCUAUGUAGCUAUCUGUAAUCCACUCAGAUAUCAUAUUGUCAUGAACUACAAAUUGUGCUGUUGGCUGGUGGCAUUUACUUGGCUGGCAGGUUUCUUGCAUUCUUUCACUCAAGCUUUUCUCACCUACCAGCUGCCAUUCUGUGGUCCAAACAAGAUUAACCACUUCUUCUGUGAUGUCCACCCACUAGCUGUACUGGCCUGUUCUGACACCUUCUUUAUUGAUAUAUUUAUUAUAGCCAACAGUGGGAUGAUUUCACUCAGCUGCUUUUGUGUGCUCUUGUUCUCCUACCUUGGAAUCAUAACCACAAUCUUAAAGAUUCAUUCAUCAGAAGGGAGACGUAAAGCGUUCUCUACAUGUGCUUCCCAUCUCCUAGUUAUUACAUUUUUUCUUGGACCAUCUGUAUUUAUCUAUUUGAGGCCACCGGUUAACUAUGCAGCAGACAAGCUGGUGUCUGUACUGUAUACAGUACUGACACCUCUACUAAAUCCUAUUAUCUACACACUAAGAAACCAGGAGGUCAAAAACGCUAUCAGAAAAACCUUCAGAAACAAACUUCCCCCCCAAUAUCCAAAGCAAGCAGACAUGAAAAACAGCAGAAAUCAAUAA
This is a messenger RNA of Nanorana parkeri, 972 nucleotides long. RefSeq names its product olfactory receptor 4E2-like. Gene Ontology annotation, biological process: G protein-coupled receptor signaling pathway. The coding region runs from base 1 to 972 and encodes 323 amino acids. NCBI's taxonomy places the organism in Eukaryota, Metazoa, Chordata, Amphibia, Anura, Dicroglossidae. Gene Ontology annotation, molecular function: olfactory receptor activity; G protein-coupled receptor activity. The record is from RefSeq and is a predicted model, not a curated record. Gene Ontology annotation, cellular component: membrane. The transcript has a single exon.